This is a messenger RNA of Adineta steineri, 372 nucleotides long. NCBI's taxonomy places the organism in Eukaryota, Metazoa, Rotifera, Eurotatoria, Adinetida, Adinetidae. The record is from the annotation of a GenBank genome assembly.
AUGGCAACAUCAAUAAAUCCAAUCGUUCAAUAUAUUUUAUUACGACGUGAUUUAAAGAAAAUGAAAAAUUAUAAUGACGGUGCUAUUAUUGCCCAAGCAUGUCAUGCAUCAACUGCAAUUCUAUAUAAAACAAUCAAUGAUGAUAUAACAAAAUCUUAUUUUAACGAUUUAGAUCGUAUGCAUAAGAUAAUUCUCGGUAUUGAUGGAGGUGAAACUGAAUUAAAUGAAAUAAGUAAUAUGCUUAAAGAAAAUUCCAUUGAACAUUAUUUAUGGAAUGAACAACCGGAAAAUAUCGCAACAGCUAUUGCUAUUAAACCUUAUUAUAAAAAAGAUGUUGAACAUUUUUUUUCCAAAUAUAAAUUAUAUCGAUAA